AUGGGCUGUGGAAGCGCGUUCAGGCGGGAGGCCCCCGCUAUCGCUCAAGCACAGCCAACGAAGGAAGACGGCGAUAGCACGAUAACGCGUGCAGGUUCUGGGCUAGAUGUCCUUACCAUCGGCAGCGACUUCGGGCUUUCGAAGUGGGACGAAGCAGCAUGCGGUUCAGACAACGUCAUUCUGCUCACCGACUCUUCAAGGGUCUGUCAUUACUUGCAGUACCCCGAAGGAACCACAUUUAUCUAUUCGUACUUUGAGAGCAUAGGCAGCAAGUAUGACAAGACGUUGUUCUUCGGGCUCCAGUACGUUCUGAAGAAGUGGAUGGUCGGGCCGGUAAUCACCGUGAAGAAGAUAAAUGACGCCAAGGAAUUCUUCAGGAUGCACUUCAACCAGGAGCUCUUCAACGAGUCCGGAUGGAUGCACAUCGUCGAGCAGCACGAUGGCCACCUGCCCCUCUCGAUCAGGGCAGUGCCCGAAGGCAGCCUCAUCCCCACGCGCAACGUCCUGUUUACUGUAGAGAACACGGACCCUGAAGUACCGUGGCUCACGGGAUGGUUUCAGACACUAUUUAUGCAGACAUGGUACCCGACUACGGUGGCGACGAACGCGUGGCAUUACAAGGAGAUCAUGGCAAGGUACCUUCUGGACACCUGCGGUUCUACAGCUUCUAUACCGUACCAGCUACAUGACUUCGGCUCUGGUGGUGCUUCCUCUGUCGAAUCGGCUGCCAUUGGAGGCGCGGCGCACUUAGUCAACUUCCUAAGCAGCGACAACAUAGCCGGGAUUCGCCUCGUCCACCAGUACUAUGGCUUGCCCAUGGCGGGGUACUCGUACCCUUCCACAGAGCACAGCACCAUGACACCGUGGGGCCCGGCGGGGGAGUCGGCGGCGUGUCGCCAGGCGAUGCACGCGUUCCCCAGCGGUCCGGCCUCAGUAGCCAGCGACACCUACCACGCAGCGAACUGCUGCGAACACGUCUGGGGUCAAGACCUACGACACCUGGUCGAAGCCCGCGCAGAGCUCUACGGCGGCAUGCUCAUCGUCAGGCUGCAGUCCGGCGACCCGCCGGAGAUCAUCGUCGAGGUCUUGGAGAUACUUGGGAGGCACUACUCGGUCACGGUGAACUCACUGGGCUUUCGCGAGCUGCCACCCUAUGUGCGCUUGAUGCACAGCGACGGCAUGACACUGGAGAUGGCUGAGGCUGUCCUAGCCAAUGCCAAGGCACACCGCUGGAGUGCUCAAAAUGUGCUUCUGGCCAGUGAUGGCACACUCAUGCGGGACCCGCGAGGACCAGCUCAGCGCUUUGCCUUUCAAUGCAGUGCAGCCAUCGUUGGUGGACAUGAGAAAGAAGUACACAGGAACCCAAUGACUGACACCGGAUUGAGCUCCAAGAAGGGCAGGCUGACUUUACAGCAUUCUGUCAGCGGGUACACCACAGUGGAACAUGGCCAGGGAAACCCUGAAGAGGAUUGUCUUGUGCAUGUGUUUAAAGACGGCCAUCUCCUUGUGGACCAGACAUUCGAAGACAUCAGAAGACGUUCCCAAGAGCCCUUAGAUCGCUUCAAUACAUAGCGCCACAAGAUCAUAUAUUAAAUGGCUUGUGUUUUGUAUGUGCCCAGC
Dermacentor silvarum is the source of this 1620-nucleotide messenger RNA. RefSeq names its product nicotinamide phosphoribosyltransferase. Gene Ontology annotation, biological process: NAD+ biosynthetic process. Bases 1 to 1572 code for a protein of 523 amino acids. The record is from RefSeq and is a predicted model, not a curated record. NCBI's taxonomy places the organism in Eukaryota, Metazoa, Arthropoda, Arachnida, Ixodida, Ixodidae. Gene Ontology annotation, molecular function: nicotinamide phosphoribosyltransferase activity. The transcript is spliced from 10 exons.